Molecule: messenger RNA, 6506 nt
Organism: Phascolarctos cinereus (koala)
Lineage: Eukaryota; Metazoa; Chordata; Mammalia; Diprotodontia; Phascolarctidae
Gene: SRL
Product: sarcalumenin
Molecular function (GO): GTP binding
Source: RefSeq, a predicted model, not a curated record
GGCCACCACAGCCCUUCUUCUGACCCUGAAGCCAAUACCUCUGCCUUAGAGUCGGCUCUGUCCUGGGAAGCUGGAAGGGAAGAGGAAGCCCAUGAAGAAGCAGGAGCUCUCCCUGAAGAAGGAAAAGGCCUCUCUGGAGGAAAAGCAGCAGGAACUCAAGGAGGGAGAUGGUGCAGGAGGUCAAGAGGCAGAGGCUAGCUCUGAAGAAGGACAAGGAGGACCCCUGGAGGAAAAGCAGCAGGAGCUUAUUGAGGGAGAUAGUUCAGAAAGGGAAGGGGUUGGAGCUAGCCCCUUGAGUGAGGAGGUCGUGACUGAGGGAAGCCCAGAUUUUUCUAGUGCAGGAGAGACUGGAGGCCCAGCUGAAGCGGGAGGGGAGGCCACUGAAGAGAUAGCAGAGGUCCUAGAAGAUGCCCCAGGAGAAGAGGAAAUAGCAGCAGCAGAACCUGAGUCCUCUCCCAGCUCAGAGCAUGAUGGUGGCCAGGUUCCUCUGAGAGAAAAUGGAGACCAAGAGUCUAGAGCGGCCCCAGGAAACAAGGAGACAGAAGUGCCACAGGAAAAUGAGUUACCCAAGGCUGAUGCUGAUGCAGAAGGACCUAAGGAAAGAGAACAAGAGCUGGAGGCUGGGACAGGAGAAGUGACUGAGGCCCAGGGAGAGCCCCAGGGAGCCUUGGAGGAAGAUAAGAACAUAGAGAGCUCAGCUGCAGCCAGGGGCAAGGCAGAAGAUACUGACAGCUCUGGGGUGGGGCAGGAGGCUGAAGGUCAGACUUCACUAGUAACCAGCCAGGAGCUGGAGGAGUCAUCCUCUGAAGAACAAGGAGAUGAGGAAGGGCAACAGUCUGAGGAGGAGUCUGAAGAAGAUGCUGGGGAAGUCAGCUCAGAAGAAGAAGAAGAAGGGGAGGAUUCUGGGGAGGCUGCGGCUGCCCAGGAAGAGCCAGGAGCCAUAAGCCAUGAGGAUGAGGAAGCCAAAUUGAGUCCUGAGGAGGCAGCCUCAGCUUCUGAAGACUCAGAAGUUCCAGGUUUCCCAGGCAGGUGGCAGGAAGAGGCAGAGGAUGUAAGUGAAGCACCUAUAAGGGACCGUUCUCAUAUAGAGGAAACCCUGAUGCUGAAGGAGGACAAGCCAUCUGAUGACUUUUCAGGGGUGAUGCAGCGGUUGAGAAAGAUCUACCACUCUUCCAUCAAACCUCUAGAGCAAUCCUACAAAUACAAUGAACUGAGGCAGCAUGAGAUUACAGAUGGGGAGAUCACUUCUAAACCAAUGGUACUUUUCCUGGGACCGUGGAGUGUUGGCAAGUCUACCAUGAUAAAUUAUCUCCUUGGGCUUGAAGACACUCGUUACCAGCUUUACACAGGCGCUGAGCCCACCACUUCUGAGUUCACAGUCCUCAUGCACGGCCCUAAGCUGAAAACCAUCGAGGGCAUCGUCAUGGCUGCUGACAGUGCUCGCUCCUUCUCGCCCCUUGAAAAGUUUGGCCAGAACUUCCUGGAGAAGCUGAUUGGCAUUGAGGUCCCUCACAAGCUUUUGGAGAGGGUCACUUUUGUGGACACACCGGGUAUCAUUGAAAAUCGCAAGCAGCAAGAACGAGGUUACCCUUUCAAUGAUGUGUGCCAGUGGUUCAUUGACAGAGCUGAUCUCAUCUUUGUCGUCUUUGACCCAACCAAACUAGAUGUGGGUCUGGAGCUGGAGAUGCUCUUUCGCCAACUGAAAGGCCGUGAAUCCCAAAUAAGAAUAAUACUGAACAAAGCUGACAAUCUGGCCACCCAGAUGCUCAUGCGGGUUUAUGGUGCCCUCUUUUGGAGCUUGGCCCCUCUCAUUAAUGUCACAGAACCCCCAAGAGUUUAUGUCAGCUCCUUUUGGCCCCAAGACUACAAGCCUGACACCCACCGGGAUCUAUUCCUCGAAGAAGAAAUCUCCCUUUUGGAAGAUCUGAACCAGGUGAUUGAGAACAGGAUGGAGAAUAAAAUUGCCUUCAUCCGUCAGCAUGCCAUUCGGGUACGCAUUCAUGCUCUUUUGGUUGACCGCUAUUUGCAGACUUACAAGGACAAAAUGACCUUCUUUAGUGAUGGAGAGUUGGUCUUCAAGGACAUUGUGGAGGAUCCAGAUAAGUUCUACAUCUUCAAGACCAUUCUGGCAAAGACCAAUGUCAGCAAGUUUGACCUCCCCAAUCGUGAGGCCUAUAAGGAUUUCUUUGGCAUCAAUCCUAUCUCCAGUUUCAAGCUGCUCUCUCAGCAGUGCUCCUAUAUGGGAGGGUGCUUUCUGGAGAAGAUUGAACGGGCCAUCACCCAUGAGCUACCCAGUCUCUUGGGAAGCAUUGGGUUGGGAAAGAAUCCAGGUGCUCUCAACUGCGACAAAACAGGGUGUGGUGAAACCCCAAAGAACCGUUAUAGGAAACCUUAAUGCUGUGGAGUUUAACUGGUUCUUGUGUUUCUAUUGGUGAAUGAGCUUGUGUCUUAUGUGUAUGAGAAGCCCCGGUUUAUUAACCCUUUGAGCCAAAUUGGCAAGAGCUAUUGUACAAUGGAGGGCUUGGAGUUAAUGGAGGCCAAUUGUGGGGGAAUGUGCAAGGGCCUAGUAAAGAGAAUGGAAACUGUGAAUUAUAGACCUUUUUGUAUUUGCUAUUUCAAUUAGGAGGCCCCAUUUUCCCUAUGAGCAAACCAGAAAAUUGUGAAGUAGGGUAUAGUUGCUUUGUCUUGGCACUGACUUGGAGGGUCAGAGGACAGUUGGCAUACACUGAAAAAAAGUUGGGAUUAAAAUACAAUAGAAAUAAUUAAGAUUCCUUUUCCUGAAAAACUGGGGAGAGUGAGGAUAGGGGCUAGAGAAGGGAAUCCAUGACCAGAAACCUUCCCCCCAAGCCAACCCCAGGAAUUGGCUUGAAGGUCAAAUACUGUUUUUUUUUCCUCUAUCCUGACCUUUUCAUCAUCAGUCUUAAAAUUCAGAAGGAACAUCACCUUUUUUUUUUUUUCUGGAAUCAGGAAGUAUAGAUACCUGGUGACCAACUUUUGAGUUGGCUGUGGGCAGGAGGAGGACAUUUAGGGUCUGCCCCCUUAAAGAGUUUGAAUACAAGGAUUGAUUCCAUGUUCAAACUCACUUCCAGAACCUGUUAUCUCUUCCUCUGGGCCCUUCAUUCACAGAUUCUUUGGGUACCUCAUGAGGGAAUAGGAGUUCCCUAGGAUAGCUGAGGAUUAGAUCAUCCCUUCCUCAGGGACAAACUGCUUCUCAAUAUAGCUCACUGCCCAGGCCCACUGUGAAACCUAGUUUUUCUAUCAUGCUAAAGGAGAGAAUAGGCAUUCAGUGUAUGCGAGUAGUUUGCUUCAUGUCAUUCUUGGACUAGCAGUCAAGCAAAGGCAUGAAUAGAGCUCAGAGGGUUAAUAGGUUUGCAGUGUGUCCUUGUCUGUUGCAUGUUUUGGAAGAGACAGCUAACUGAGGCCCAUAGGCCUCCAAGAGGAUGGCAGGGGUCAUGCUCCUUCUCCAUUAAGGACUUUUCUUGAAUUGUGUCUUGUAAGUUUUGGAGGAGACAAACUCCAUGCUCUAUCUGUGGGGGCUGUUGGGGGAAGAGUGAUGUCUUCUGUGUAGUAGUUUCUCUGUCUUUAUUUUGUCCUGCCCUCCACACCCCUCCCUCCCCCGCCCAUAUACCAACAUCCCAAAUUAGGAAUGAUUUCCUUUGACUUAGAAAGCACUCAAAGUCAGAACCAAUACCAGCUCUUCAUUCAAUAGCAGCUUCAUGCUGAUGUCCAGUUACAGCUAGCAUAUGACAGUGCAUGUGGGAAAGCCAUGGGCUAUGGAUAGAAAUGUGUGUAUAAAUCUCUGUGUGCAUGUGUGUGUGUGUGUGUGUGUGUGUGAUGAUGGACAUAAUCAUAUAGUAGAGGAUGUAUAGACAGACAUUUUUUGUUGAGAAAAUACUGCUUGGUUGAUUGGCCGAGGUAGAGAGGAGGGCCAGCUCUCAGAGCAGAAGAAAGAAGCCCUUAGGUAAGAUAAUAUUUAGGGUGGUAAGAGAUGCAUGGAAAUGCUGGGGACCUGUCAUGUGGACCAUCCUGCAAAAACAAUGGGCCAGCCCUGAUACUGGGGCAGAUAAUGAGGUUUUCCCUGCCUCCAAACCAGAGUUCACCUACACCAGAGGGAAGAGGAGGGGAAAAAAACUACCCUGGGCCAGAAAGAAAAGGCAGACAAGGUGAGACAAUGGAACAGUAGCUCUAGAGCCAGAUAAACUGCCUCAGAUGGUGACCACCUGUGUGACCUUGAGCAAGUAAUUUAACUUCCCCGGGUCUCAGCUUCUUUAGCUGGAAAAUUUGGGUGUUGGAGUGGACAGCCUCUGAGGUCCCUUUUAGCUCUAGAUCUGUGAUCUGUGAGACCAGACAAGUAGUCUGGUUGGGAGAACAGCCACUGUGGGACUGGCCCACUCUCAAAGGGGUAUCUCAGAAGUGGCUAUUGCUUUUGGCUUUUCCAGGGCUGGUGUGGGGUAUGGGCGUAGUGGUAUGGCAAGGAGGUUGAAACUAUUCCAAAGAAAAUAAUAAAUUUCUUAAAUCCCUAUGAACUUGGUUCUACACAAUUCCCCAGAAGCCAUCUGGUCAGCCUACCUGGAGGUAGGGUUGGAAUUAAGGGCAAGAGCUAAGAGACAGAGGGAGAAGUGCAGGGAAAAUGCCUGGUAGAGGGCAGACCAGAAAGGAGGUCCCUGCUCAGCCCAAAAUGGAUACAGCCAGCCACAAAAAGCAGACAGGCCAACAUCUAGGGCUAUCUAGAGGGCCUACUUAAUGAAAAGAUACAAGGUGACUCAGGACAAAGAGUUUGCCCUAGAUUUUCUUUUAAUACUUCUUUAUUCUUACCUCCUCCUUCCUCAGUGAGCCCUUUUCCUUUCUAAUGUUCACAGGAAACUUCCCAGUGUAACAGUUUUACUCACUGUAGAAGCUGAAGCAAAAAAAAAUAUGACAGAACUGUCUAGGUCUAGUCAUAGAUGUGGAUGUCACUGUUGCUCUUUUUUUUUUUUUGUAGAAUAAGGCUACUAAUAAAUUCCUAUACUAUUUAUAUUUCCAAGGGCUAUAUGAUCAAUAUGUUUUUAUGUCUUUCUCCCUGCCCUACCUCCUGCCUUUUAUUUUUCCUUUAUUCUACUCUUUCCUGUUUUUUUUCCUCUUUCUUUAUUUGUGUUCUGUCACUCUCCUAUCAGGGCAUUUAAUCAGUCACUACAUAUUUAUGGAGUACUUACUGGAUAUCUGGUAUUCUGCUAGGCCCUGGGGAGUGGGAGAAGGCUGGGCUUUGAGCAAAGUUUUAAUUCUCCUUUGGAUAUUGGGGUAUAGAGAAAUCUACUAGUACCUCCUGAUACCCAGUUUCUAUCCAAAUCUUGUCCUUUUGCAAUGCUCAUUCAAUUCAAUCUCACAUAACACACAUUCAUUAAGCAACUACUAUGCAUCAUAAGACACCUCUUCCUCUCUAUCACAUGGGUUGUUGGUAGGACACAGAAUCACAUAGUUCUUAGAUCAUCUACAAAAAUUUAUUUAUCUAUUUCAUUUGAUAUAUGAUUUUCAUCUAAAGACCAGCCAGUUGACAUGUUACUAGAGGAAUUGAACAAAAUGGAAGAAUAAGAGAGAGCCCUCCAGCUCACUGGGUGAAUCCUCUGAGGGGGAUUUAUAGAAAGACAGUGAUGGGAACUGUACAGGAUGAGAAGGUGUGGAGAGGCUGUGAUUUGCACCCACCAUUCUUCACGUAGAUGAAGUGUUUGGGAGACAUAGCUAGAUACUGUUCUGUUGAUUACAUUCAGGAAAAAGCUUUAGCUUAGCAUCUUGUAUCUUCUGAUGACAGUUCAGGAGGGCUAUUCAUUUUCUUUUGAAAAAGGUGGUCUGGUCUGUUUAUUCCUGGUUGCUUGGGUAGAAACAUCAGUGGCUAGGCCUAGCUCUCAGCAGAAUAGUGAAUUCAGCAGUCUGUAUUUAGGAAACUUCCCUGUCCUCUCCUCUCCACCCCCCACUCCACCUUGUCCCCUCUCUGUUCUACCUUAUCAGAUGCCUAUUCUGUAUGACAAUUCUCCUGGCCUUACUUCCUGCUAGCUAAUUCUUACUAGAUUGUUAGCUGAUAUUUUUUAGGUGUUCCACUUCCUUGGGAUAUUUGCAUUUUAGUAGCUUGAAAAAGCUUUCCAGACCAAAAGGAAUUAAUUUCUAAUGGUGGAAUUUUAGGCACUGUGACAGUUUGGGGAAGAGACUUCUGGGAAGAGAGCCCGCCCCAAAUACCUCAAAUCAUACCUACUAGGCAGUUACCCACUCUUCCUUUGCCUAAGGUAAGCCCUUCUAGUGGUAACUGUGUGCAGCUGAGUUAGAAGUUCCUGCCUAUGGUGGUAAUAUGCAAGGACAUCAUUUCCCAUUGACUGCCUCAGGAGGUAACUAUCCUAAGCCAUACUAUGAAGAGUCUGGCUUAACUAUUGUAUUUGGCUUUAAAGAAUUAGCUGUUGAUCCACAGUCCUAAAUUCCUUUGUCAGUGGCAUUUGGGCAAGAAUCCUAUUUUGCUCCAUCCCAAGAGAGAUACCCAGAAA